AUGCUCCGGUCCAACACCACAGACUCUAUACCUGGAGGAGUUCCUCUCUCCGUGGACUUCAACAAUCCUGAAGAUUAUUUGAUCUUUAUUUUCCAGCUGUUAUUUGCUACAACCACUGUACUAGUGGCCGGGCCUGUAGUGGUUAGUAUCUUAUGCACCAGAACUCUGUACAUCCAGAACAGGUUCAUCUUCAUGCUCAACACCAGUAUCUGUGACACGCUGGUGGGCUUUUCAGUCUAUUACCUGGGUCUGUUCGAUGUUCAGGAAGGAUUUCCGUCCAGAAAUGGCACUUAUAAUCUUCUCCCUUCACUUCUUGGUGUAAACAUGAUGACCUUUCUGUUUGCGCAGUUCGACCGAUAUUUCGCCGUGUGCCACCCGUUCGCGUACGCGCGCCUCAUUACGCGCCGUGUCGUCAUCUCUGUCAAUGUCUACUGUUGGCUCCAUGUGUACACUCAGAGCAUUGUCGUACAGUUUUUGCCGUUGUCAAAGGCCGUUCAGCUGUAUGUGUUCAGUAUAGUGAGCUUACAGGUGAUAGUGGUCACCAAAGUGGUCAUGACUAUUAAACUGUUCGUCGUUGCUCGGUACCAGCUGGACAGAGACCCUCCGAGCGCAGAGAAGGACAACAACAAGGAGUCACUGAGGAUCAUCAUUUUUGCUGUCAUUAGCUUCUUGCUUUUGUGGGGUCCUUCUUUUGUCAAUAUUGUCCUCAGACUGUUAAUAGGACGCGGCUUGGUGUUCAGAAACGAGGCCACCAACCUGUUCGCCAACAUGGCCCGUUUUAACGCAGUGGUGACGUCAGUGGUGUACAUGUGGGGGAGUCCGGCUCUGAGACGGGCCCUGGUCCGGACCGUGUGGGGCCGGGUGUGUCCGAUAUGUAAGAAGACCAGGUAG
Molecule: messenger RNA, 891 nt
Organism: Sphaeramia orbicularis (orbiculate cardinalfish)
Lineage: Eukaryota; Metazoa; Chordata; Actinopteri; Kurtiformes; Apogonidae
Product: mu-type opioid receptor-like
Exons: 1
Coding region: 1-891 (296 amino acids)
Biological process (GO): G protein-coupled receptor signaling pathway
Cellular component (GO): plasma membrane
Molecular function (GO): G protein-coupled receptor activity
Source: RefSeq, a predicted model, not a curated record